AUGUCACAGCCAUUCGACCUCUACACCGCGCCCAACUACAUCGAGGAGGGCAACAUCGAGGCGAACCACAUCUCCUCGGCUGGUAUCCUGGACUUCCGCGCGGCACAGGCCCUCGUCCGUGCGCACCUCCGGUCCAUCGGUGUGGUCAAUGCCACGGGCCUGGUGCAGGAUGAAGCAUACUCCGGCGAGGCGCCCCACUACUCGGCCGGCGUCCUCAUGGACGGUACUCGCUUGUAUUAUGACUUUGUGCCGGGGCCCGGGACCCCCAAUGGCCCGGGGAUCCUGACGACCAGCGUGCUGCUGUACCACUUCCGGCGCGUGCCCAGCGAGGCGGCCGUGGCGACCAUCCGUCGCCGGGCCGAAUCUUCCGUCGCCCUGGACGAGUGGCGCCGGGGGAUUUACAGCCGCCUGGCUCGGGAGAACUUCAAGUUGACCAUCCAGCAGCGUGAGCAGGUCCAUGCCCACGGGCAUGGCUAUGGCAGCCGGCCGUCCAGCCGCGCCGGCAGCAUCUCGCCCAAGCGCCGGCCGGUGGUGCCCCAGGUGGACCCGCGGAAGCUGCCGCCCAUGGUGCUGACCUAUGAGCCGACCAACUUGGGGGUGUACCUUUCGCGCCGGUGGGAAAGCGCCCCGUCGAGCGGGGAAAUGGCCUUCUGCAUUGCCACAGAUGCCUUCGUGCAGCUGGCCCGCGCUCUGCGUGCCGAGGUGAUCGGCAGCGAGGCCGGGGCCGGGGGCGCGCCGAUCGUCGACCCCUCCGGCGUCUCCCGGUCGGCUGGCUUCCUCAGUGCGCCGGCCGAGCAAAUUUCCCUCGCGCAAUGGCAGGCCGGGGCCGGGGGACCGGCGGCCAGUGGCCCGGUGGUCGGGGCCCGCCGCGUGGACUCCCCCUCGCCGGUUGGCUCGGUGUCCCACGCCCCCGGCACGCACCAUGGCCUUCGGCCGGAUUCCCCCGGCGGCGGCAUGAGCCGGCUGACGGCCCUGCGCCGGAAGCUGGCCCCCUGGCGCAGCAGCGACUCCAGGGGCUUCAAGCAUGGCGGCGACUCGACCACCUUCCACCUGGGGGACCCCUCCUCGGUGCAAUAUCACUAUGCCCGGGAGGAAGUCCCGCCGGGCAGCGAGGGCGCCCACCCCGGGGCCGGAGCCGACGCCUCGGGCGCCGGCGACGGCGCACAAGCCAAGACCCCGCGCAUCCUGACCCCGGUGUCGCGCAUGAUCCACGAGAGCGUCGAGGCCAGCAAGCCCGGGCCGCCCCUGGAUGUGCUGGCACGGCAAACAUCCCCACGAGGCACGGCCUCGCCGCCGGUGAGCUUCGCCGGGCCCGGGCCCGGGCCCGGCGCCUCCAGUGCCGCGGUGUCCGCCUCGCCGGGUGUCCACAUCGCGGGCGUCGAGUCGGCCACGCACCUCGGCCGGCCGGCCGCCGACAGCCCGGCUCUCGGGUACCCGGGUAGUGGUGCUGGCGGCGGCAGUGCCGGGCACCUGGCGGCCGGCGGUUUUCCCCCCUCUUCGUCUGAGGAGAAUCUCGGCCUGCUGGGCCAGCCCUCUCGGCCGAUCACCACCGAGCCCCGGCAAAUGGCCGGCGGCCAGCCGGAGGGAAGCCACGACAGUCUUCACGCGCUGAAGGCCUCCUCCUCGCAUGACUCCUUCAUCACCAAGCUGGCGUCGAAGCUGCCCCGCAAGCUCCAGGGCUCCCGUGCCAAGGAGCUGGCGGCCGAGGCCGGGGCCGGCGAUGUGCACGGCGCCUCGGCGGCCGAGGGCAAGCGCAGUCGCUUCGCCUCGCCGAAGGUGGUCAUCCCCCCGGGCCAGGCCCGGCCGACCGGGCUCCCGCUCAAGAUCUACAGCAGCCACACCCCCUCGCGUGCCAUGUGGGGCGGCUCGGAUGCCGGGAUUCCCCGGGCCAAUGUUCGUGGUGGCAGCCCGGCCGGCGGGUCCCCAUCCGGCCCGUCCACUGGCGGCCGCCAGCCGUGA
Fonticula alba is the source of this 1959-nucleotide messenger RNA. RefSeq lists its product as hypothetical. Bases 1 to 1959 code for a protein of 652 amino acids. The transcript has 3 exons. Lineage: Eukaryota; Rotosphaerida; Fonticulaceae. The record is from RefSeq and is a predicted model, not a curated record.